This is a messenger RNA of Emiliania huxleyi CCMP1516, 261 nucleotides long. RefSeq lists its product as hypothetical. The record is from RefSeq and is a predicted model, not a curated record. The transcript has 2 exons. NCBI's taxonomy places the organism in Eukaryota, Haptophyta, Isochrysidales, Noelaerhabdaceae. Bases 1 to 261 code for a protein of 86 amino acids.
AUGAUGCGCUCCCUGCUCGUCACCGCCUUCGCUCUCUCGGCGGACGCCCUCGACUUCGUCGCGGUGUCGCCUGGGACUGGCGCCGCAUAUGAGGGCUCGCUCAGCGGAAACGGCAACAGCGUCGGCUACACCGCAGCCAACGGGGACCAGUGGAACGCCUUCAUCUAUAACUCGAGCUACGAUCAGUCCACAAUCAUGAUCACGCCGGCGCAGGCGAUGCCCACGGAGAUGCCCAAGCAGGUCCGCCUCAACUACGCCUGA